UUCACGUAAUCAUCUUCUGUGCGCUGGGAGAGAGGAGCUGCUGCCACUGCCCUGACAAGUCCCGUUCCCCCGCAGUGUACUGAUUGCAGGAUCGGCGUCCCACUAGAAACGCUAUAUACUGCUAUGGCUUCAGUGUGGGUAGGCAGCAGAGGAACUGUGAAAGAUUUCCCAGGCUUCAGUGCUGGCAAAGAUGCUGAUGCAAUCCGAAAGGCAAUCAAAGGAUUGGGAACCGAUGAAGAUUCAUUAAACAACAUUCUGACACAAAGGUCCAACACGCAGCGGCAGCUAAUUGUAAAGGAAUAUCAGGCAGCCUGUGGGAAGGAGCUGAAAGAUGAUUUGAAAGGUGAUCUUUCUGGCAAUUUUGAACACAUCAUGGUGUCCCUUAUAUUGCAUCCAGCUUAUUUUGAUGCAAAGCAGCUGAAGCAAGCAAUGAAAGGCACAGGUACAACAGAAAGCAUUUUAAUUGAAAUUCUAGCAUCAAGAACCAGCAAACAAAUGAAAGAAGUAGGAGAUGCCUACUAUACAGUAUACGGGAAAAGCCUUGGAGAUGAAAUCAGUUCUGAAACAUCUGGCGACUUUAGAAAAGCCCUGCUGUUCUUAGCCAAUGCCAGACGUGAUGAAAGUAUGAAGGUGGAUGAACAGCUUGCUAAAAAGGACGCAGAGAUUCUGUACAAUGCUGGUGAGAAAAAAUGGGGCACAGAUGAAGACAAGUUCAUUGAAAUUCUAUGUCUGAGAAGUUUUCCCCAACUUAAGCUAACAUUUGAUGUUUACAAGAGUAUAUGCAGUAAAGAUAUUGAAGACAGCAUAGCCAGUGAGAUGUCUGGGCAUCUUGAGGAUUUGCUAAUUGCUAUAGUACAAUGUGCAAGAAACUUGCCGGCAUUUUUUGCUAAAAGACUACACAAAGCCCUCAAGGGUGCAGGAACAGAUGAGUUCACUCUGACGAGAAUAAUGGUCACUCGAUCAGAAUUAGACCUUUCGGAAAUCCGUAACGAGUACAAGAAGCUUGCCGGAUACUCCUUGCAUUCUGCUAUUAAGUCGGACACUUCAGGAGAUUAUGAGGCAGCACUUUUAAAGCUCUGUGGAGGAGAAGACUAAGUGGAAAGAGAAAACAAGAAGAAAAUGUUUCCCUGCAAACAUGUGCAUUUUACAACAAAAAUAUAUAGUCUUAUUAACACUGAUGUGACGAAGUAUAGCUGCUAAAUAAACCUGUUCUUUACUGUA
Xenopus laevis (African clawed frog) is the source of this 1221-nucleotide messenger RNA. RefSeq names its product annexin A3 L homeolog (gene anxa3.L). The record is from RefSeq and is marked provisional. Gene Ontology annotation, cellular component: plasma membrane; nucleus; vesicle membrane. Gene Ontology annotation, molecular function: phospholipase inhibitor activity; calcium ion binding; phosphatidylserine binding. NCBI's taxonomy places the organism in Eukaryota, Metazoa, Chordata, Amphibia, Anura, Pipidae.